Molecule: messenger RNA, 1233 nt
Organism: Lodderomyces jiufengensis
Lineage: Eukaryota; Fungi; Ascomycota; Pichiomycetes; Serinales; Debaryomycetaceae
Gene: ECM331
Product: Ecm331p
Exons: 1
Coding region: 1-1233 (410 amino acids)
Biological process (GO): fungal-type cell wall organization
Cellular component (GO): plasma membrane; fungal-type cell wall
Source: RefSeq, a predicted model, not a curated record
AUGAAAUUCUUUAACUCAAUUAUAUUAUCAGGUUUACUUUCUGCUAUUAAUGUAAAUGCAGAAACUACUACUACCACAAAUAAUUCAUGUUCAUUUUCAAGAACUACAAUUAGUGCAUCAACCGGGAUACAACAAUUAAAUUCAUGUCCAACAUUAGAUGGUACAAUUUCAAUUACAGGAAAUGAUAUAUCAGUAAUAGAUUUAACUGCAAUUAGACAAUUAAAUGCUGAUUUGACUAUUUAUAAUUCAAGUACUAUAAAUGUAGUAUUAGUUAAUCAAAUUGAAAAUAUUACUGGACUUUUAGAAUUUAAUAAUUUAACUCAAUUAACAACUGUUGAAUUAACAUCAAUUAAAGAUGCUCAAAAUUUAGAAUUUGUUUCAUUACCAAAUUUUGCAAAUUUAAAUUUAAAUAAUGAAGUUUUAAAAGCUGGUAGAAUUAUAUUAUCAAAUACUGCAUUAAGUAAUCUAAAUGGUUUAGCAUUAUUUGAUACUAUUGAAUAUAUGAAUAUUAAUAAUAAUAAGAAUAUGUCACAAUUAAAUUUUGAAAGUUUAAAAAAUGUAUCAGAUUCUUUAAUUUUAAGUUUUAAUCAUAAUCAAGCUCAAGUCAAUUUAAAUGCUUUAAAUUGGGCUUCAAAUUUAACUAUUCAAGAUGUUGUUGAUUUUUCUGCAACUAAUUUAACUUCAGUUAAUGGUAGUUUACAAAUUAGUUAUAAUACUUUUGAAACUUUAAAUUUAUCAAGUUUAACAUCAAUUGGGUCCUCUUUACAAGUUUUUGCUCAUGAUGAUUUAACAGAAGUUGAUUUUGGUUCAUUAACUUCAGUUGGUGGGGAAUUAAGCUUUUUCAAUAAUUCUCAAUUAUCAAAUAUGUUAAACACCUUCAAAAGUUUACAAAGAGUUGAUGGAGCUGUUUCAAUAAGUGGAGAUAUUACAAAUUUAUCAAUGCCUGCAUUACAAAGAAUUAGAGGUGAUUUCCAAUUAAAUUCUACGUCAGAAGAUUUUGAUUGUGAAGAAUUUAAUCAAUAUCAUGAAGAUGGUGAUAUUGAAGGUAAUAAUUAUAUUUGUUCUUAUGCUGUUUAUUCAAGUAUUGAAACUGAUGGCUCAACAAGUACCAAUACUGGAUCAAGUGAAACUACUUCCUCCGAUGGUAACAGAGCUUCUGGUGUUGAGAAAUCAAUGAUUCCAAACAUUGCUGUUGUUGUUGUUGGAAUUAUGUUUGGUGUUUUAAUGUUAUAG